AUGGAGGUUCGACCAUCCAAUCCACAUCCUCUGGGACUCCGGUACAGCGUUGUCGAUUUCGACAAUUAUCCCGGUUCCUUGCAGUUUCAGCUUCAUCAGCCAAAGGAUUCCCUAGGCGCAGGCACAGCCUAUAACGCAGCCAUGGAAGAAUCGAAACCGGACUGUUCGGGAUUGCUUUCGGUACACCAAUACCGGCAGAGUCUCUGGCAGGAUGACGAGAGCUGCAGUUCAGAUGGCUAUGGCGCGAAGGCGCUGCAGCGCAGCAACGGUGCUUCUAAUCCCAACCAGGCGUCCUCUGUGUCAGCGACGUCAAGUCCGCCGCCCCUCUCUCCUUCAUACUCAUUAAGUAUUGCGUCGCAGCGCAGUGAACAGGAACUAGAAGUUCCACGAGCAUCUAGUCCCCAAAUGGCGCAUUCGGAGUUUCCAAUUCGCAGGAAAGUCUCAAAUAGACUUAAUACCUUCCGCGAUAGGUUAAGGAAACCAUCUCUCACCCGAGAAUCGUCAUUCCGCAGCAGCCAUACAAAGACGCGAUCAGAUUCGGGCCUUAUGGACCUGAAACAGGCCAAGGCGACAAUGGUGCACCAGGGAACGUCGUUUGAGAUACUGAACCCGCAUGAAUCGCUCAACUUUGCCCGUAUCGUUUCUUACAUCGAAGAUGUGGAUAUGGAUGACUUCUCACGUGCUUCGUCAGAUUAUAAACGGGAGUCGUUCUUAUCUGCAAGUACAAUCAACACGAAAGUCUUGAAGUCGGAGAAAGAGAUAGCGCUAUCAGUUGAGGUACCAGAUAACGGCGGUUCAGAAACAAACGGCGAUCAUACUGGCAAUGAAGAGGCGCAGGUACAUUCAGAUCUUGUGGGCGAACCACCUCAUACACCAAUGCCGUCAAUCUCGGAGCGUUUAGAGAGCAACGAGGAGGGUGCAUCAAAUCAUGGACUGCGUUCCGAAACACCAGAGUCCAGCAACCUGGGUGAACCAGGACCGUGCGAAGAGGAUGGUGUUGUUAUCAUUGAACCAGAGCAAGUCUCCAACACACCGAAACAAGAUACUCCCAUCGCACCGAAGCAAGCUCCUUCCAACGUACCCAAGCAAACGCCUUCCAAUAAACCAGAGCCAAAACCUCCCAUCCAGAAGCGUUUCUACCCGGAAGCAUGGUCAUUAAGUAUGUACGACGACGGACCCGCAUCUGGGCUUAGGGCUCAGGCUCAGGCUCAGCCCCGCCCGAUAAUUCAUCAUCAGAUAUCUGCACUGACGGAGAAACCAAAACGGAACGGUGCAUUUAGUCGAAUACGAGCUGUAAUCCGUUUACCAUUUUUUCGGCGGAAGAGAGAUAGUUUGGGCCGGUGGUGA
Aspergillus chevalieri is the source of this 1347-nucleotide messenger RNA. RefSeq lists its product as uncharacterized. Bases 1 to 1347 code for a protein of 448 amino acids. Lineage: Eukaryota; Fungi; Ascomycota; Eurotiomycetes; Eurotiales; Aspergillaceae. The transcript has 3 exons. The record is from RefSeq and is a predicted model, not a curated record.